Onychostoma macrolepis is the source of this 3379-nucleotide messenger RNA. RefSeq names its product NACHT, LRR and PYD domains-containing protein 12-like. Lineage: Eukaryota; Metazoa; Chordata; Actinopteri; Cypriniformes; Cyprinidae. Gene Ontology annotation, molecular function: protein binding. Bases 232 to 3258 code for a protein of 1008 amino acids. The record is from RefSeq and is a predicted model, not a curated record. The transcript has 12 exons.
UUACAUCGUGUGCCAUUUUACACCAGGACAUACUAUUGUUUAACUCUCAAAAACCGAGCAUCAAAGUGAUUAAUAGUAAUAUUUCUGCUUGCCUCUACAGGAUUUACGUGGUGGGGAAGCACUUUAUGAGAAUCUACAAACAUGUCGGAAACCUAUUGUAAACAACAUUUUGAUGAAGUUGAGUGAGCAUUAGUCAGUGUAUCUGAAUCAAUGUUUAUGACUGAAUGAAUCAUGGAGGAGAAAGAAACAUUCAAUGAAGAUUUUUCUCCAGGAUGCAGUCAAUUCCAGAGAGAGAAAUCAAACUCACUGGAGUCCAGCUGUGUAUCCUUAAAGAGUGAUGGGUCUAUGAGACAGCCAGUAAAAUUUGGGGAAAAACACAAAUCAACUGAUCUGAGUCAAUUCCACGGUCAGAGAUCAAACUCAUCGGAUCUCAGCUGUGUGUCCAUCAAGAGUGAUGGGUCUAUGAGACAGCCAGUAAAAUUUGGGGCAAAACAGAAAUCAACCGAAGUGAUGGAGAGAUGGCAUGAUGGGUCUAUGAGAGAGCUAUUAAACUUUAGGGGAAAAAACACAUCAAGCGAUUUGAGUUGUCAGCUGUUCCAAAGCAGAUUCAAAUCGAAUCUGCUGAAGAAGUUUCAGAGUCUGUAUGAAGGAACAGCAAAGCAGGGAAACCCAACACUCCUGAAUGAGAUCUACACCGAGCUCUACAUCACAGAGAGUGAAAGUGGAGAGAUCAAUAAUGAGCAUGAGGUGAGACAGAUUGAGACACAAUCCAGGAGAGCAGCAACAGAGGACACACCAAUCAAAUGCAAAGACAUCUUUAGACCUUUACCUGGACAAGACAAAGCCAUCAGAACUGUGCUGACAAAGGGAGUUGCUGGCAUUGGAAAAACGGUCUCUGUGCAGAAGUUCAUUGUGGACUGGGCUGAAGAGAAAGAGAAUCAGGGCAUCCAGCUCAUAUUUCCACUUCCUUUCAGAGAACUCAAUCUGAUGAAGGACAAAACACUCAGUCUUUCAGAUCUUCUUCAUGUCUUUUUCCCUGAAACCAAAGAAAUAGAAAUAUCUAAUGAUGAAUAUAAUGUGUUGUUCAUCUUUGAUGGUCUGGAUGAGUGUCGUCUGUGUCUGGAUUUUCAGAGUGAUGUGAGGUUGUGUGAUGUAAGUGAAUCAGCCUCAGUGGAUGUGCUCCUGAUGAACCUCAUUGUGGGGAAUCUGCUUCCCUCUGCUCUCAUCUGGAUCACCUCCAGACCAGCAGCAGCUGAUCUCAUCCCCUCUGAGUGUGUCCAUCGAGUGACAGAGGUACGAGGCUUCAAUGAUCCACAGAAGGAGAAAUACUUCAGGAAGAGAAUCAGUGAUCAGAGUCUGGCCGAUACAAUCAUCACACACCUGAAGUCAUCAAGGAGCCUCCACAUCAUGUGCCACAUCCCUGUGUUCUGCUGGAUCUCAGCCACUGUUCUGGAGAAGAUGUUGAGUCGAGCAGAGAGUGGAGAGAUUCCCAAGACUCUCACUCAAAUGUACACACACUUCCUGAUCCUUCAGACCAACAUUAGACAUGAGAAGGACUAUGAGAAGAAAGUCAAAGAUGAAGACAUGAUUGUCAAACUGGGAAAACUGGCUUUUCAGCAGCUUGUGAAAGGUAACCUGAUCUUCUAUGAGGAAGACCUGAGAGAGUGUGGAAUUGAUGAGACAGAAGCAUCAGUGUACUCAGGAUUGUGCACUCAGAUCUUCAGAGAGGAGUUUGGCUUGUUUCAGGGAAAAGUCUUCUGCUUUGUUCAUCUGAGCAUCCAGGAACAUCUAGCAGCUCUAUAUGCACAUCUGUCCCUUAUGAAAAAAAACAUAAAUGUGUUUAUUACUCUAUCUUCUAGUCCUUUGAAGCAUUUAAAGAAGGCUUUACAUGUUUCAUUAUCUGAGCUGCAUAAGACAUCUGUGAAAAAGGCCUUCAAGAGUAAAAAUGGACAUCUGGACCUUUUCCUGCGUUUUCUUCUGGGACUCUCACUGGAGUCCAAUCAAACUCUCUUACAAGAACUACUGACACAGACAGGAAGCUGCUCCUACAACAAAGAGAAAACAAUUCAGUUCAUCAAGCAGAAGAUCAGGAGGAAUCGCUCUCCAGAGAGAUCCAUCAAUCUGUUCCACUGUCUGAAUGAACUUGGUGAUGAUUCACUGAUGCAGGAGAUCCAGGAUUUUCUGAAAUCUGGAGAAAUAUGUAAAACCAAACUCUCCUCUUCACAGUGGUCAGCUCUGGUUUAUGUGUUGCUGACAUCAGAGCAGAAGAUGGAUGUUUUCAAACUAAAACUGUUUAUUGGAUCCCAAAAUACAGCAGAUGAAGUUCUUCAGAAGCUGCUGCCUGUGGUUAAAGAAUCAAAAUCAGUUCAGUUGAUGGAUUGUGGUGUUACAGAUGAAGGUUGUGCUGCUCUGGCUUCUGCUCUGAGAUCAAACCCCUCACACAUGAGAAAUAUGAAUCUGUCACUGAAUAAAUUAGGAGCAUCAGGAGUGAAUCUGCUCUCUGAUGGACUGAAGAUUCCUCACUGUAAACUGGAAAAACUACGGUUGGGUAAGUGUGGUGUCACAGAUGAAGGUUGUGCUGCUCUGGCUUCAGCUCUGAGAUCAAACCCCUCACACCUGAGAGAACUGGAUCUGUCACUGAACAAACUAGGAGACUCAGGACUGAAUCUGUUCUCUGAUGGACUGAAAGAUCCUCACUGUAGACUGGAAACACUGCGGUUGAAUGAUUGUGGAGUCACAGAUGAAGGUUGUGCUGCACUGUCUUCAGCUCUGAGAUCAAACCCCUCACACCUGAGAGAACUGAAUCUGUCAUUGAAUAAAUUCGGAGCGUCAGGACUGAAUCUGCUCUCUGAUGCACUGAAGGAUCCUCACUGUAAACUGGAGAUACUGCGGUUGAGUUAUUGUGGAGUCACAGAUGAAGGUUGUGCUGCUCUUGCUUCAGCUCUGAGAUCAAACCCCUCACACCUGAGAGAACUGGAUCUGUCUGGAAAUGAACUAGGAGUCUCAGAACUGAAUCUGCUCACUGAUGGACUGAAGGAUCCUCACUGUAAACUGGAAGUACUGUGGUUGAGUGAUUGUGGAGUCACAUAUGAAGGAUGUGCUGCUCUGGCUUCAGCUCUGAGAUCAAACCCCUCACACCUGAGAGAACUGGAUCUGACUGGAAAUAAAUUAAGACACACAGAUGUGAAGCCGCUCUCUGAUCUGAAGGAUAAUCCACAUUAUAAACUGGAAACGCUUAAGUUUCAGAUGGUAGUCUGACCUUCUCUGGAUCAGCUGAUGGUGAAUAAAGAGGCACUACAGACCAACAUCACAUUCAACAGAAACAACAGACACAAACCCGUGUUUGUGUAACUUUCCAGAAUCAUCCAAUUGUUGAUUC